Molecule: messenger RNA, 2397 nt
Organism: Cuscuta campestris
Lineage: Eukaryota; Viridiplantae; Streptophyta; Magnoliopsida; Solanales; Convolvulaceae
Source: the annotation of a GenBank genome assembly
CCCCUUUCCAUAUCAGUAUCUUUCUCCACUCUUCUUCCCCAAUAUCAAUCCCACAUUCUCUGUCUCAGAUUCUCCAGAAUUUCUGCUCGUUUCAUCUUCUUUCUCACGAAAAUUUUCCCUCAUGGCCUCCUCCGCGGUAGAUUUGAACCGUCUCAAACCUAGCCAGGGGUCUAGAAAGGUCCGAAUCGUGGGCAAAAUCAGGGGUUUCACAGACCAGGAGUUAGGGUUUCUCGGCGGUUCUAAGCCGUGGAUCACUGUAAACAAACCACCUGAAGCCGAUUCCUCUGGACCUGUCACUAUCUUGUUUGGAGAAAAGGGAACCAGUCGCAAAGAUACAUUUGAACUGGAUUACUGUUAUGAGCAAGGAGAGGAUGAUAGUGUGUUGUUCUCAAGAGAGAUAAAGCCUGCUAUCUCAGAUAUUUUCACUGGAAAAGAUGCUUCAGUUAUUGCAUAUGGAGCUAGAUGUAGUGGGAAAACUUGUACAAUUCAGAAUUUAGCAACUUCUGCCAUUCAUGAUAUCCUUUCAAGAGUAGAGGAUGUUGGAAAGAGAGUGUCCAUAUCUUUCUUUGAGGUCAUUCAAGAGCAUGCUUAUGAUAUUUUGGACCCAGAAAAGAGGGAGGUGCAAGUAUUUGAAGACUCUCAAGGCAAAGUGAAACUUAAAGGACUUUCUAAGGUCUCAAUAAGCUCCAUAUCAGAGUUCCAAGAUAUAUAUUCUGCUUCUAGCACAUCAGGCAAACAAGCACAGAAGACAUCAAUUGGACAGUUGAGAAGGAGCCAUAGGGGUUUGGUGGUACACAUUUCAUCUCCUGAUGAAAGCCAUAAAGACAAACCUAUUGGUGUUAUAAACUUUAUUGAUUUAGCGGGUUAUGAGGAUUCUAGAAGUAGUAUUAGAGAUGGAACGUCACUUGCUGAAAGCACUAGGAUAAAUAAGUCUCUUCUUUCCAUAAUGAACGUUGUGUUUGCACUGAACACGAAUGACAGUCACGUUCCAUAUCGAGAAAAUAAACUCACUCGCAUGCUAAAGGAGUCUCUUGGGGGAAACAACUAUAUGUUGUUGCUUGCUUGCAUGAACCCAAUCUUCUGUCAAGACACAAUCUACACUGUAAGUCUGGCUUCACGGUUAUGUGAAAACAUCAAGAUGUCAUCUCGAAGCUCUGCACCGAAGUGUAGAAGUUCUACCAAACGAGAUGUACGCCCACUCACCACCACCCCAUCAAGUGUGAAAAUGCAAAAUAGCAGUGGUGUACGGGAUUUUUCUAUAAAGAGAGGCCCUAGUGCGUUGAAGGGAAGGAAACUAUUUAGCGGAGGCAAAGCUUCAACUUUUAAGAAGGUAGAGGUCCUAUCAGAUGAUUCUUUAGCCUCAAAGACUAAGCUUCUCCAAGAGACUACUUCUGCCAAAGAAUCCUGUUUGCACAAAGAGGAAGAGGUCUCACCAAAUGAUUCUAUGGCCAUAAAGUCUGAAUUUCUUCAAGAUGACACUCUUUCACUCUCAAAGACUAAGCUUCUCCAAGAGACUACUUCUGCGAAAGAAUCCUGUUUGCACAAAGAGGAAGAGGUCUCACCAAAUGAUUCUAUGGCCAUAAAGUCUGAAUUUCUUCAAGAUGACACUCUUUCACCCUCCAUGCAGUUUUCCUUGCAUGAAGAUGUCCCUUCAGGAACAUUUCAGGCUGCUGAUUCCGUCUCCAUGAUAAGCAGUUUCCUAUGUGAAGAGAAAUAUCCUCAUGAUGUGGGAGUUACCUCAAGCACUUCUAGCAAAAAUAUAGGAUUCACAACUGGACAAGGUGGUGACAUUGAGAAGGAGAACAGAAUUGCCAACACAAACAAAGAUGGAUCACCGUUAUUAAGUGAAAGACUUCGAGCUUUAACGGAUCAGUUAAAACAGUUAGAAGCUUCCACUCCAUUGGCCAUGACGAAAUUGCCAGAGGAGGGAAAUCAAGGAGUUUUACUUGAAUCAAUGGAACCUAAAACCCCAGUUUUUGAAAAUGAUUUUGGUGUGGUUAUGACCAAGUACAACAGUCCUUGGGAGGCAUUAAGUGAGCACAAAUCAAGAGCAAAGGAUUCCUUCGCUCGAGAAUGCGUGAAGUUCUUGAACAGUGCAAGCAAGGAUGAUUUGAAGCGGCUUAAGGGAAUAGGAGAAAAACGAGCUGCAAACAUCCUCGAACUUCGUGAGGACUCCCCUGAGCAUUUUAAAUCACUUGAAGAUUUGAAAGAGAUAGGUCUUUCAGAAAAGCAGGUGAAGAUCAUGGUGAAGACAAUGGGAGCAGAGCUUUUCGCUUAAGUGUUAUUUCAUCUGUGGGUUGAAAUGGCAAAAUUAGUUCAUGUAUAUUGAUGUUUGAAUAUUUUUCUAUAUAAAGUUGUUAUUAAGCUGUUCAUUGUUUAUAAACGUUUGGCUGUGUA